Molecule: messenger RNA, 630 nt
Organism: Dryobates pubescens (Downy woodpecker)
Lineage: Eukaryota; Metazoa; Chordata; Aves; Piciformes; Picidae
Gene: LGALS2
Product: galectin 2
Exons: 5
Coding region: 1-519 (172 amino acids)
Molecular function (GO): carbohydrate binding
Source: RefSeq, a predicted model, not a curated record
AUGACCCCCACCCUCAUGCCACAAAGCCUCCUCUGGUGUGAACGUAGGCAACCCACAACAGUACAGGCCAGCUGCCCUCCAGCCAGGAUGGACAUCUACACAGGACUCUGGAGAGGCACUCUCAAGCAGAAAAACUUUGAAAUGUUGAACCUGCAUAUGAAGACUGGGGACACCCUGAAACUCACGGGCAAGAUAUCUGAUGAUGAAGAAGGCUUCAGCAUCAAUCUUGGCUACAGCUCCUCAGACUUGGCAUUGCACUUCAAUCCCCGCUUCAACCAGUCUGUCAUCGUCUGCAACUCCAUGUGCUCCAACAAGUGGCAGACAGAGUAUCGUGAUCACCACCUCUCUUUCUCUGAGGGCUCCACUCUCAAGCUUGCCAUUGAAAUGAAGGCAGACAAAUUCGAAGUGAAACUACCAGAUGGGCAUACUGUGGAGUUCCCCAACCGGCACUGCUACAACAAGGUCACAUACAUGAGCAUCAACGGAGGCUUCAGGCUCACCUCCUUCAAGCUGGAUUGAUAGCCACCACUUUCUAGCUCUAAUAAAAACCCAGUCAGUGAGAGACUUCUUGCUCUAGUUGCUUUGGCUUCUGUGAGCUCUCUGGCUCUGUGGUUGUGUGUGAGACACCAA